AUUCGAUUCUGUGGGACUGUCAAGUGUCUUGAGUGGAGAUUCUGGUGAUGUUGUGUUCUGUUAUGUUGUUUACAAAAUAAUAUUGGGUGACAACUGUUUAAAAACGCUAAUAUUUUAUUAUAUAUACUGGAUGUAACAAUUAUUGAUUUUAUAUUCUAGAACUAUGACUACUACUUUAGAUAUACGAGUGAAAAAGGUCAACAAAGUCUACCAUGAAGGGGAAUUCAUCACAGGAGUUGUUGUUUUCAACUCACCAACAGACAUCAAGCACGAUGGAAUCACGUUGAAUUUAGAAGGAACAGUUAAUUUGCAACUAAGCCCAAAAAAUGUUGGAAUUUUUGAAGCAUUUUAUAAUUCCGUAAAGCCGAUCCAACUAGUCCAAUGCUCUUUAGAAGUAGCAGCUCCUGGUAAGAUGCCUUCAGGGAAAACCGAAGUCCCUUUUGAAGCUCCGCUUCACCCGAGGCCUAAUAAAACACUGUUUGAAACAUACCAUGGUGUCUUCAUCAACAUCCAAUAUGUUCUACAGUGUACGCUCAAGCGCAGCUUUCUUGCUAAGGAUUUGACAAAAAAAGCUGAGUUCAUAGUUGAGUACAAGCCCAAUCAAUGUGAGAAAGCUGUUCCUACUCCCGUCCGGUUCUCCAUUACUCCAGAGUCCUUGCAGAAUGUGAGGGACAGGUCCAAGAUACCUCGGUUUGUGGUGUCCGGUGUACUCGACUCUACUGUCUGCUGUAUAACCAGACCAUUCACAGGAGAUCUGGUGGUGGAGCAUUGUGAGAUUGGAAUAAAGUCUAUUGAAUUACAGCUAGUACGUGUUGAGACUUGUGGUUGUGCUGAGGGAUACGCUCGAGAUGCAACGGAAAUCCAAAAUAUUCAAAUCGGCGAAGGAAAUGUAGCCAGAGGAGUACGCAUCCCAAUAUACAUGAUAUUUCCACGACUCUUUACCUGUCCAACUCUGUCGACAAGUAACUUCAAAGUUGAAUUUGAGGUGAAUAUUGUGAUAAUUUUUGAAAACGACCACUUAGUAACAGAAAACUUUCCAAUAACUUUGAAGCGAUCCUGAUUGUUCCCUCAUCAUUUCCCUGAUGGUUCAACUCUGUGAUAUGAUCGUACAUGUCAAGAAGCUGAGGCUGUGGAGAAUUCUCAGAACACUUAACUGAAUUAUCUUUGAGUGCUGAAGUGAAAUAAGUUGGUGAUUAUGAAAUAUAUUGCUAAUCCUUAUUUUAUAUCGAAUAUAUUGUGUUAUUCAUCAAUAGAUAUAUCUUUGACAUUAUAUAUACACUACAAAUGAUAUUUGAAAACAGUUGUUCGGCGAUGAGGAAUUUGUUACACCAAUAAAACAGUACAACCUAUUACAAAUUACAUAUUUUGAUUUUUUACAUUUUACAAUUAUAUAAAUGUUUUGUAAUUAUAAAAAGGUGAUUUUUUUAUUUUUAGUAGAAAUACAAAUUUGUAUUGUUAAAAGGUUUUAGGUCUAUUAUCAUAAACAUGGCACAAAUUACAUUACUGUAAACAUUUUUUUCAACAGUUAUGAAGGAUUGUAUUUUAAUUUUGAGUAAAAUUCAAUUGAAACCAUUA
This is a messenger RNA of Homalodisca vitripennis (glassy-winged sharpshooter), 1575 nucleotides long. Its product is annotated as vacuolar protein sorting-associated protein 26C. The record is from RefSeq and is a predicted model, not a curated record. Gene Ontology annotation, cellular component: endosome. Lineage: Eukaryota; Metazoa; Arthropoda; Insecta; Hemiptera; Cicadellidae. Gene Ontology annotation, biological process: intracellular protein transport. The coding region runs from base 164 to 1060 and encodes 298 amino acids. The transcript has 7 exons.